UUGUCGAACCUGUUUGUGGUUUCAGUUUCUUAAAAGAAUAAAACAAAAAAGAAGAAGAUAAAAUCCGAGAAAGAAAACAAUUACUUGUAAAAAAUCCUUUGAAUCUCUUUCACUAGCUUUGAUGAUCUGAUUGAUCGAAUUCGUUGAUCAAAUUGAAGCAUGGAACGGAUCGUUGGUGGCAAAUUCAAGCUCGGUCGUAAGAUCGGCGGUGGAUCCUUCGGUGAAAUUUUUCUCGCUACUCAUAUCGAUACGUUUGAGAUCGUCGCUGUUAAGAUCGAGAACAAUAGAACAAAGCAUCCGCAACUGCUUUACGAAUCAAAGCUGUACAAUAUUCUUCAAGGAGGGAGUGGAAUUCCGAGCAUAAAAUGGUCAGGUGUCGAUGGUGAAGAUAAUGCACUUGUUCUCGAUUUACUUGGGCCGAGUUUAGAAGAUCUUUUUGUGUACUGCGGCAAGAAGUUUUCACUGAAAACUGUCUUAAUGUUGGCUGAUCAAAUGAUUACAAGAAUUGAAUAUGUUCACUCCAAGGGAUUUCUUCAUAGAGAUAUAAAGCCUGAUAACUUCCUCAUGGGACUCGGUAGGAAAGCAAAUCAGGUUUAUAUAAUUGAUUUUGGGCUUGCAAAAAGAUAUCGAGACUCAAUAACUAAUCACCAUAUUCCGUACAGUGAGAACAAGAAUUUAACAGGGACUGCACGUUAUGCCAGUUGCAAUACUCAUCUUGGAAUAGAGCAAAGUCGACGUGAUGAUUUGGAGUCACUUGGCUAUGUACUUUUAUAUUUCCUCAGAGGAAGUCUUCCAUGGCAAGGCUUGAAAGCUGCCACAAAGAAGCAGAAAUAUGAUAAAAUAGGUGAGAAGAAGGUGUCCACUCCUAUUGAGGUUCUAUGUAAGUAUCAUCCUGUGGAGUUUUUUGCAUCAUACUUCCAUUAUUGCCAUUCGUUGACAUUUGACCAACGCCCUGAUUAUGGAUUCUUGAAGCGUCUUUUCCGUGAUUUGUUUGCUCGUGAAGGUUAUGAGUUUGACUGCAUAUUUGACUGGACUAUCAUAAAGUACCAGCAAGCUCAGAAAAGUAGAUCUCAGCUCCGAUCAUCUCCAGCUCCUGGAGGUAGCAGCACUCAUCCAAUACCAGCGGAUGUGAACAAUCAUCAAGGAGGUUUCAAUCCUACUUACUCGGCUGAUAUUACAGAGCGCAUUAGAUCAAACAAUGUUUCGGGUCCAGGUGUACACAUGCAAGUUAAACAAGCUACAGGAAAGAACUUGAUUUCUGAUAGUAAUGUUGAUAAAAAUAUUUUUUACCCUCAUACACCCUCAUCUUCGUUUGCACCUGCUGGCACCUUGAAAAGAAAUGGGCUGAAGUCAACAUUGCCCAAUGAAGCAACCAAUUCUGGGCUUGGGCUUGGGCAUGGAAAUAAAAUCUGUCCUUCCAGUAGUUGGAUUUCGUCAUUGCAACGCACUUCAUCCGCCAAAUGAUGAAAAUGGAUGCAUUUCUGCCUACAGUAUAUCCCCCUGGAUACUACAAGUUAAAAUGGAAAAUCUAGAUAAGGGCUGCUUGAAGAACACUUUAUGGUUUGAUAUCUUGCCUCGAGUUGGUCAAUUCUGCAAAAAAUAUCAAGUUUUUACCUUUGAUUUUGAUUUGAUUCCGGCAGAGGGGGGUUCAGCUUAGUCUAUUUCAAUGAACACAUUAUCUCAGAUAGACUGAAAUGUCGGACAAGGCAGUGCGCCGAUAAUGUAUAUAUAUAUAGAUAUAUAUAUAUCAAGCUUGUCCAACCCGGUUCAUUGCGGUAGAAGCUGUUUGAGAUAACUAUUUGAACUUGGAUUGUGAAGAACUGAGGAGCUCAAGGUGGGUAUGCUUGGACUUUGAGAACAUAUUAUGCGUAUAUGGUGUAAAGUUUUAAACUAGGUGGGGGUGGACAAGACAUUCCUCGAAGCUCCAUUGGUACGUAUGGAUGUAGGGAUGGACCUAAACAGGAGCGGUCACCCUCUGAAAAAUUAAAAUUAUCAUAUAUUUUAGAUUUUUUAUGUAUUUCUAUUGAAAAUUUAUCUU
Hibiscus syriacus is the source of this 2038-nucleotide messenger RNA. Its product is annotated as casein kinase 1-like protein 3. The transcript has 15 exons. Lineage: Eukaryota; Viridiplantae; Streptophyta; Magnoliopsida; Malvales; Malvaceae. Gene Ontology annotation, biological process: endocytosis; peptidyl-serine phosphorylation; signal transduction. Bases 160 to 1464 code for a protein of 434 amino acids. The record is from RefSeq and is a predicted model, not a curated record. Gene Ontology annotation, molecular function: ATP binding; protein serine/threonine kinase activity. Gene Ontology annotation, cellular component: nucleus; cytoplasm.